Messenger RNA from Phyllotreta striolata, 4335 nucleotides. NCBI's taxonomy places the organism in Eukaryota, Metazoa, Arthropoda, Insecta, Coleoptera, Chrysomelidae. The record is from the annotation of a GenBank genome assembly.
AUGAACGAACUAAUGAACACAUAUUACAAGAAAACGGUGGUACCGAUAGGAGAAGUAUACGGCGUACAAGGUACCGAUUACACCAACGACUUCAGCUCCUCGGAGGAAGAAGACAAUUGCAAUUAUGGCAACACGUACGAACAAAACUACGUGGCCGAAGAAAUGCAAAAAUACGCUUCCACGUCCAAAGAGAUUCGUAGCGCGAUGACUGAAGUAGAAGGAGUCGAAGGCAUGGAUUACAGAAACAACCCGUUAAACGUGUACUCCACGUAUAAUUUCAGCACGACGGCAGUGAAGAAGGAGCUACCGAUCGAUUCUUUCCGCAAAAAAAUUCUCGAUUUGGUGGAGAUCAACAACGUAGUGAUAAUCCAAGGCCCCACGGGCUGCGGCAAAACCACCCAAGUGCCUCAGUUUAUCGUGGACCAACAGCGCGAAAGAAACGAAUACUGCAACAUCGCCGUGACGCAGCCCAGGAAAAUAGCCACCAUCAACGUAGCGAAGAGAGUGUGUGAGGAAAGAGGCUGGUCAUUGGGAACCGUUUGCGGCUACCAGGUAGGAUUGGAAAAGAGAAUUUCGCCCGAUAUGAUUCUAACUUACAUGACGACCGGCGUACUCCUGCAAAAACUCAUCAAAUCCAAAAGUCUGCAGCAAUUCACCCAUAUUAUCGUAGAUGAAAUACACGAACGGAACCAGGAAUUAGAUUUCUUGCUGUUGCUUAUAAGGAGAUUUUUAAACACGAAUUCCAUUCGUACCAAAGUCAUUCUUAUGUCGGCUACCAUCGUAGCAGAAGAGUUUGCCUACUAUUAUCGCUCGCACACCAUGGACAAAGUUUACCCAGCUCCCGUCAUACAUAUCACCAAGGAAAACCAAUAUACCAAAACUAUAUUUUACUUGGACCAUCUCCAAUCAGCCAUGGGCCACACUCACGUUUCGGUGCCGGAAUUGGAUAUCGAUCAACCGAUCAUAACCGAAAGCAUUUGGAAAAUCUUCACCUACUUAAUAACGGUGUUUUACAAACUGGAUCCGAUCGACUUGGCGACUAACCAACCUCUCAUCGGUAGCGUGUUGGUGUUCCUGCCCGGCAUACACGAGAUCGAAGAGGCCAACAAGCACCUCCGGGAACACGAGGCGAAGAUGCGCGAGGAGGCCGGUCAAAAGGACGCCGCGCCCAUACAAUGGGACAUCGUUCCGUUGCAUUCGUCUCUGCCCACCGACGAUCUCGCCAAGGCUUUUCGACCGGCCAAACCGGGCCAUCGAAAGAUCAUACUCUCCACCAACAUCGCCGAGAGUUCCAUUACUGUACCGGAUACCUAUUUCGUUAUCGAUUUCUGCAUGACCAAAGUACUGACAGUGGAUCCGGCGACUAAAUUUAUGAGCUUAAAGCUGGAAUGGGCGUCGCACGUCAAUUGCGACCAAAGAGCCGGUAGAGUGGGAAGAAUAGGCGACGGUAGAAUAUACCGAUUGGUCCCGAAAAUUUUCUAUCAGCGAAAGAUGCAAUCGAAGAGCAUACCGGAGAUUUUGAGGGCACCUUUAGAGAGAGUGGUGCUCCAAUCGAAGAUGUUGGAAUUGAACGAAACGCCCCAACAAAUUCUCGCAUUGGCCAUGAAUCCUCCGAAUCUUAAUAACAUAAGGAACACGAUUCUCAGUUUAAAAGAGAUGGGAGGAUUGCUGUUGACUUGCAGGAAAAAAUACACUCCGGCCGACGGCGAUUUGACGUUUCUGGGCGUCAUCAUGGCCAAUCUACCGAUCGAUAUACAUUUAUCGAAAUUGAUAGCGCUGGGACAUCUGUUCGGUUGCCUCGAUGAGACCAUUAUAAUCGCGGCCGGUUGUUCGAUCCAAAACAUCUUCUCCAUACCGUUCCAAGAGCGAUUCAGCGCCUACAGGAAGCUUUUGUUGUGGGGCGACGGUUCCUUCAGCGAUCUCAUCGCCUUGCUCAAUUUGUACCGGGUGUGGCAGGCCUGCAAGAGGGACAACAAAUUCGAUAGCUCCGACUCGGAGCGUCGCUGGUGCAGGACGAACUUCGUCAGUUUGAAGGGCCUGCGCGAAUGGAGCAUGCUGGUCGACGAGAUCACGCAGAGGCUCGAGCGCAUCAAAGUCAAGAAUUUGCCCAGGCAGCGGCAUUUACAGCACGACGAAGGACCGUUGAUACUUAAAAUUAUAACGGCGGGAGCCUUUUACCCGAAUUUCUUCAUUCGAAUACCGAAAUCUGACACGACUGAGAAAGACGCCGUGAAAAUUGUGGCCGGUCGCAGCCCGUACAAUACCGUUUACUUGACCGGAAUGGAUCACACGCAACCGGGGCCGCUCUACAUUAGAGCCAUCAAGGCUCUGUUGGCCAACGACAACGACAUCGAGACGGGCAUGUCGGUGGGUUUCGACGGUAGCAGUAAGAUCUACGUGGAGUUCAAGCGGUCUACCGAGCAUCACACCCUAUCGGUGGACGGUAGACAGUUGAUCGCCGAUACCAUUACGGGCAGGAUUCCUAAGGAAGUGUACGAGGCGGUCAGGAAGAGGCAGUUGCAGUACAGGAUGGAGCUCAAAUUAUUGCCUAACAAAGAAGCGUGGAAAUUCGCCAACGACAACGGUUUAAAAAUGGAGAACUCUCUCGUACCAUCGAACGAACUGUUUCCCAGCGCCAGUACGUUCCAAGAACAGAACUGUUAUUCCGAAUGCGAUUAUUCCCCCAUGCCGACGCUGGACACCCAAUGGAUCGAAUUGAAGAUAACGGAGUUUGUAGACGCCGGUCAUUUCUGGGCGAACCGUUUGGAAUGCGAAACCCACCUGGCGAGAUUGGAAGAAAUAAUGAACAAGACCUACUUGCAUUCCGUCGUAUCAUUGGAGAAAAAAAUACAAACCAACAAGCUGUACGCGGCGAGGUUCAACGAAGACGGCAUGUUUUACAGAUGCGAAGUGCGAUUCAAAGAUAACCUAUUCGCUCGGGUACUGUUCGUCGACUACGGUAACAUGCAGCAAGUACCGUUGGGCGAAAUCUACGAAUUGCCCGACAGAUCGGAGUUCAAGAUGCCCCCGAUGGCGCUCGAAUGCGUCCUCUACGGCAUCCAGCCGGCCCCGAAGCACAAUCCCAAAGGCAUUUGGUCGGAGAGGUGCAACGAGCAUUGCAAACAACAAACCAUGAACAUACUGCUCUACGGUAACGUUCACUCGGUCGUGGAUAAUAUCGUGUACGUGAUUUUGUACAAGCAAGACCCCAAUCUCAGGAUCGGCGUAAAGUCUAUUAAUCAAAUGAUGAUAGAACAAGGGUACGCUCAAAGAGCCGAAGGAAGCUUUCUAUGCGUGGAGGAUCACAACAAAAGAAUGGUGGUGAACAAUUCGGAGAAUCCAGUCCGAGAAGCCGUAAGGUUGAGCUACGAUAACAGAGUGCGCAAUUACGAAGACUUCGAAGCCCCGAAACUAUCCAAAAACCACGUAACCGUUAAUUUGAAAGGACCUUUCAGUCCUUUGGAGAUGACCGUGUACGGUUGCAUGGCGAGUUCCAGCAGCAAAAGCGUCUCCAUCGAAUCCUCGUCAAUAAACACAGUAUUAUUGGACAACCAACCGCAGGACUAUCACUCCAGGUUAUUGGUGGCUGGUUACGUGAGCCAAACGGCGGAAGGGGGCCGCUUGAAGUUGCGCCAAACGACGCUGAUGCCGAACGUGCGCGGUCUACCGAUGGUGUUGGCGUUGCUGUUUUGCCCGACGAUGAGGCCGGCGCUGACGGCGGACGGUACGGGAGUGGCCUCGAUCCUCUGCGGAUUGGGCUACGAUAAAUUCACCAACCGGGCGUAUUACGCCUCGCACGAUCUGGUGUUGGAACUGGAUACCGAAUUGACGGAGGACGAGAUUAAUAAGAUAAAUCGAGUUCGUUAUUACCUCAAUAGGGGGAUGAAAGCGAUGGAGGAAAUAUCGUACGAUCGAGCCGGUGAGAACGAGAUUUUGAAAAUCCAACAAACUCUCAAAAAGGAACUAGUAGAACUGAUAUACAUCGAACGAGUGCCAACAGAGAGAAGAUACGCCAAACAUCCGAAUGAUUGGGCUAAAAUUAAUUAUUCCACGAUGGAACUCAAACCGAACGUGUCUAAUGAUAAUGACGUUUGGCCGUUGUUGUGGUUCGUGAAAUUGGCUGAAAAUAAGGAUCCCCUUGGGGUGCAAGUUAAUUUGGCUGCUAUGGACGAUAUGAUGAGAGGGGUGCUUCCUUAUCAAGAGAUUACUUGCAAAUUGUGCAAUGAAGAUUUGUGUUUUGUAAGCGACAUUCGUCGGCAUAUUAUGACAAAAGAGCACAUCGAAAGAGUGGCCAUUUUCUCUCACGAUCUUAACAUUCUUAACCAAGAAGAGUAA